Setaria italica (foxtail millet) is the source of this 2220-nucleotide messenger RNA. RefSeq names its product probable protein phosphatase 2C 73. Gene Ontology annotation, biological process: protein dephosphorylation. The transcript has 5 exons. Gene Ontology annotation, molecular function: protein serine/threonine phosphatase activity. NCBI's taxonomy places the organism in Eukaryota, Viridiplantae, Streptophyta, Magnoliopsida, Poales, Poaceae. The coding region runs from base 617 to 1927 and encodes 436 amino acids. The record is from RefSeq and is a predicted model, not a curated record.
AGUGGCACGGACAGGUAGGAGGCGAGAGCAACGGGCGACGGCAUCUCCCUCGAUCUGCAAGAGCAAGACUCCAAGGUAGGUAGGUAGGCGGCCAUGGCCAUGGGCUAUGGCCUAUGGGUAGCCUAGCAUUGAACGAAGAAGAUGAAGCGGUGCCAACUGCGAAUGCGGCAUGGGGUACAGGCAUCACGUGGCAGGAGGCAGUUGCCAACCAUGCCUCCGAUCUGUUGCCGUCGUCGAUGCCUUGGACACAGGACUGCCGGCAGGGCAGGGCAACUGCCUUUGGGGGGCUCCCGUGCUCAAGCUUCAACAUCGUACGUACGAGCCACCGGCAAACGGCAGCAGCUGCUGCCCUGCAUCGUCUCCUUGCCCAAGAUGGAUGCUCCUGUGUAUCAUGGACUAUGCUAGUAUGCCCGUUCCGUUGCCCGUGCACCAUUCCAUUCCGUGACUGCUCCCUACCGGUCCUCAUUAAUGCCGGCGGUGUGGGCCCCCACCCACAUCCAUCCACGAACCAACCAAAGGAGAUGCAUCCAUCCACGAACCAACAAGGCUGCCUCCUGCUUGUGCCUGCAGUUGCAGAGGAGGGAGAGGAGAGGACGGAGCUCACGCGCGACCAACAAUGGGGAUCUGCUGCAGCAAGGCCAAGGCGGACCUAGACGACGACGUGUUCCACCACCACCUCUGGACCGCCGCCGCCGCCUCCAUGCACACCAAGCAAGGCUGGAAGGGUGCCAACCAGGACGCCAUGGCCGUCUGCCAGGACUUUGCUGGCCACAAAGGCCACAUCUUCUGCGGGGUAUUUGAUGGGCAUGGCCCUCUUGGCCGAGAAGUUGCUCGCCAUGUCCGUGACACCCUUCCCAUGAAACUAUCCUCUGCUUUGAAGCCCAAAACUGAAGAACAAGAAGAUCCCUCAACCGAUACUUUGAAGCUCGCAACUGAACAAGACCCUUCAAGCAAUACAGAUUUGGAUUCCUCUGACAAGUCAGACUCCACCACAUCCAGUGAUGAUACAAGCGAUGAGAAGCACCUGUUGUCUAGUUGGAAAAGCAUAUUUGUCAAGACAUUUGAGCAGGUGGAUGAGGAGCUCAAGCAACAUUCAGGAAUUGACUGCAUUUGUAGUGGCACAACAGCAGUCACUGUUGUUAGGCAGGGUGAUCACUUGUUCAUCGCCAAUUUGGGUGACUCACGAGCUGUUCUUUGCACCCGGGACAGCAAGGACCGGCUGAUCCCAGUCCAACUGACCACUGACUUGAAGCCAGAUCUUCCAAGUGAACUCGCAAGGAUUCUGAACUGCAAGGGACGAGUUUUCGCCAUGGAUGACGAACCAGACGUGCCUAGGAUGUGGUUGCCGGACCAGGAUGCUCCAGGUCUCGCCAUGGCAAGGGCCUUCGGGGACUUCUGCCUGAAGAGCCAUGGCCUUAUCUGCACACCUGAAGUCUACUACAGGAAGUUAUCUGAAAAGGACGAGUUCUUGGUGCUUGCAACUGAUGGGAUUUGGGACGUGCUGUCGAACAAGGAGGUGGUGAAGAUCGUCUCAUCGGUCACCGACCCAUCCAAGGCGGCGAGACAGCUGAUCGACCGUGCGGUCCGAGCGUGGCGGUGCAAGUACCCGACGUCCAUGGUGGACGACUGCGCCGUCGUGUGCCUCUUCUUGAACCGGCCGGCAUCUCCUGACGAGGAGAGCUUCACAGGCUCAGGAGACGUGAAGCCGCCUCGUGAACAGGCGGGCGUGUCGUUCACGGGGAGCUUCCGCAGGGUUGUGAGCAGCAGAAGCGGCGGCGAGGCGUCGGAGGAAGGGACGACGGUGUGGAGAGCCCUGGAGGGGGUGGCGCGGGCCAACUCGGUGAUGAGGCUGCCGCGGAUCGGGCGCGUGCUGAGCUGGCGGAGGCGGUCGAAUUCGCUGGAUGAAGACGAAGACGACAGGGAUUGAUGGUGAUUGAAUGAAUCGGGACAGGUCGUUUUCAUGGUGGAUACGCGCGAACUCCGUCGUGCAUGGCUGCAAGCAAGUUCUUAAUGGCCAGCAAGGCAGAAAUUGUUUUAGGAUUGGAUUGACAUAAUGCAUCUAACUCAUUCAGCUCGGUUGUGAAAUCAUCAUGUGUUACCAGUGCAGGCAUGAUUGGCAGUUUCCAGUUUGUAAUGGCUGUAACUUGAAUCUGUUCCUGAGAUGCAGCGUAUAUGAACAUGAUCGACCUUCUAAAUUUAAAUUUGAAACAGAGUUGUACU